Molecule: messenger RNA, 7367 nt
Organism: Megalobrama amblycephala (Wuchang bream)
Lineage: Eukaryota; Metazoa; Chordata; Actinopteri; Cypriniformes; Xenocyprididae
Gene: sash1a
Product: SAM and SH3 domain containing 1a
Exons: 21
Coding region: 909-4955 (1348 amino acids)
Molecular function (GO): protein binding
Source: RefSeq, a predicted model, not a curated record
AGCAGAGAGGACACACGCGCUCCUGCAACACUAACAGCAGACAGCAGCCCGCCGUUACCUCAAGACCACAGCUCGCGCGCACCUUUACCUUCCUCGGGUUUGCCAAAAAUAAAAGUCAUAAAGUUUUGGAUUAAAACGACACGGAACUACAUUCUGCCUGUUUGUUUUAAGAAACGCCAUGCCAGGGUUUCAUUUACCUCAAACUCUGACAAACUGACAGUUUUGACAGCGCGUGCUCAGAUUCAAACCGUGUCUGCUCACCAACCGUCGCCUCGUUGAGGAAAACCGAUCUUUUGCGCCGGGAACGCGAUUACGCUGCUCAGCAAAUAGUGGCAAGAAGUCUGAAACCACAUGUGCUCGUCUCCAAACCGGAGAGACGCGGUUUCAUUUGUCUUCAGAGAGGAAAAGAGUUGGCUUUAAGCCGCACUGACAGACACAAGGGAAGGACGGUCUCGUGAGAGCGCUGGAGAAGACCAUUGGAAAUUCACGCGGUGCGUAAAAUUCACAUUUAUUCUUGGCACUGCUGUGGGAACAGUUGAAAUAAACGGGAGAAAAUGUAGUCUUUAUGGGUGGUUAUCAGCAUAGCCACUUUUGACGCUAACCAUUCCCGGUGAAUGGCUCUUUAAACGCGGCGAAGGGGGGCGGUAGUUGUGGAGUAUUCAGCAAUGCCAAGUUGAAGGGUCUCGACAUUGUCAGUACUGAUAAACGCUGAAGUGCCCAGCACCGUCUUUAUUAUCAUUGAUGGUCUCUUGGAUAUUUUUAAGCAUCUCCUGUUAGAAAAAAUUGGAGAGAAGUACUGAAUGAAGAUGACGCCUUGACUGGGAUAUUUAUAUAAACCGCGGGCGCACGUGCUGUCAGUCACCUGCUCACAAAGGUAAACGCACCUUUACGCUUAAACACAAUUCAGAAUGAUGGCCAACGGACCCAACAUCGUCUACGAAUGGCUGAAAACCCUUCAACUGUGUCAGUAUGUCGAGGCUUUUGUGGAUAACGGAUACGACGACUUGGAAGUUUGCAAACAAAUCGGAGACCCAGACUUGGAUGCCAUCGGUGUUUUCAUUCCGCAUCACCGCCAGCGGAUUCACGAUGCGGUGCAAAGGUUAAAAGAUGACGAUAAGGAGACGGCUACCGGGCUUUAUUUCACCCUGGAGCCGAUGCCCCCGGUUUCACCUAUAUACACGAGUCGCCUGGUAGAGCAACAUGAGUCUAGGCUGCGGGGCUCCAGGUCAUGGACUGAGCAGUGCAGUGAUAGAGCCGCGCGCAGCGUGGGGUACAUGGGGGCGUCCAGGAAUCUGACGCUUGGGAACCGCAAGGAGCUGGAGAUCUACCCCAAACUGAAGCUGAAGAUAAUGAUCAGGGAUAAACUCAUUAGGGACGGGAUAAACCUCGCCAGGCAGCCAUACUCUAAUAAGAAAUCAGCUGUGGUCUGUCCCUUGUGGUUGAGGCAAAGAGCAGAUCUGUCCAACCCACACUCAAACACACAGGAUGGCUCUCUGGGUAAUAUAGAUGACCUGGCACAGGAGUACUCGGAGUACUACAACACAUACUUCAGCGACGUCAGCGAUCGGAUGGAGGAACUACGCAAGCGGCAAGUCUCUCAAGAGCUAGACAUGGAAAAGGCAGACACCAGCUUGAACUCUUCAGAGAUACGUUCAGACAUCCAGGAAUCGUUUGGAUUUAGCAGUGAGGUGUCUACUCCAGAGGCUGAGAGAAAAAUUCCUCUGCACAAAUCUAGCUCUGAGGAUGGAUCAGGAAAAUGGGACAACAAGAAGAAAAACAAAUCCUUCUGGCAAAACUUCCGAAAGUCACAGAAAGGGGUCACAAGGCAAACUUCAAAAGGAGAGGACAUUGGCUAUGUGGCCAGUGAGAUCACUAUGAGUGAUGAGGAACGGAUCCAGCUGAUGAUGAUGGUGAAAGAGAAGAUGAUCACAGUGGAGGAGGCGCUGGCACGGUUAAAGGAAUAUGAAAGGAACAGACAGUUGAGCAGCAGUACAGACACAGCAGAGUGGACUGAUGGAUCCAGUCCCACUGUUAACGUCUCCUCCGCCUGCAAUUCUGUGGAGCAGUCAGAUGAUGAGCAGGAAGACUCUGUAAAAUUCAAGAGGCUUCACAAACUGGUCAACUCAACUCGACGUGUUCGCAAGAAACUCAUCAAAGUGGAUGACAGCAAAAGACAUGACUCACAAGAUUCGCUCAGUCUGGAUGCAGCUCCCAUAUGCGAUGACAUAAAUGCACUGUAUGCAGAAAUCCACAAGAAGCCGGCCCAGUGCACAGACUCCUCUUUGUCCUCUCUAGCCCAAGAGCAGCUCUCUCUGGAUGGGGACACAGAUAGCCUGACCACAUCACCCUCCACUAGCAGCCUUGAUGCCUGGAAACCUGCUCACAAGUUAGUGAAGACCCCAGGCGCGCAUCCUCACGGCCUUAUCCGCCCUCCACGGAAGAGUAGCGCCGGAUCCGGACUGGGUGUAGUAGGGGGUAGUGGCUCCUCUUUCUCUGAAUUGGAGGGUUUGGGAGACGACAAUGCUAAAGUCUCCCGCUCAGCUACAGACGGAGAGAUGCGGAAGGCCUUAUCAUCUCUAUCUCACGGGAGAACGUGUAGCUUUGGAGGAUUUGACCUGUCUAAUCGUUCCCUCCAUGUGGUCAACACGGCCGAGCCUAGCGAGCAGGAGGCUUUGUACAGGGAUGCUGUGAAAUCUCCCACCACAUCCCGCAUCUCUCUAGGGAAGAAAGUCAAGUCUGUCAAAGAGACUAUGAGGAAACGCAUGUCCAAGAAAUACGCCGGGUCUCUCUCUGAACAGGUACAGUCCAGUCCAGAUGGGACUCCCAGUUGUCCUCAGUCUCCUCAGCCAGACACAGACUCUCUAGAGAAGCCCAAACUCAAGGCAGGAGGGUCUGUAGAGAGUCUCCGCAGCUCCCUCAGUGGACAGAGCUCCAUGAGUGGACAGACUGUGAGCACCACAGACUCAUCAGCCAGCAACAGAGAGAGUGUGAGGAGUGAGGACGGCGAUGAUGAAGAGCCUCCGUACAGAGGCCCAUUCUGCGGCAGAGCAAGAGUUCACACUGACUUCACCCCGAGUCCAUAUGAUACAGACUCACUUAAGCUCAAGAGAGGAGAUGUGAUUGAUAUCAUCAGUAAGCCACCCAUGGGCACCUGGAUGGGUCUGCUCAAUAACAAGGUGGGCACGUUUAAGUUCAUCUAUGUGGAUGUGCUGGCUGAAGAAGAGGAGAAGCCCAAACGAGCGGUUCGGAGGAGGAGGAAGGGCAGGCCGCCCAAACCCAGCUCUGUCGAGGAGCUACUGGAGAGAAUCAACCUGAAGGAGCACAUGCCAACGUUCCUAUUUAAUGGGUAUGAAGACCUGGACACGUUUAAGUUACUAGAGGAAGAAGAUCUGGACGAGCUCAACAUCAAAGACCCCCAACACCGCGCCGUACUGAUGACUGCUGUAGAACUACUGCAGGAUUACGACAGUAGCAGUGACCCAGAGCGCAGUGCCCUCUCUGGCUCUCAGGAGAAACUUCUCUGUGAGGGGCGUGGCCUCAUGGCUGAUUCCCCACGGGACUCUGGUUGCUACGAAAGCAACGAAAACCUAGAGAAUGGUAAGAGCCGCAAGGCGUCGCGCCACAGCCGUGGUUCAUCUGGAUUUGAUUGUGGGGGUGUAAAGUCUACAGACUAUCCCACUCUUCCUAUGACUCGCUCCACUGAAGCUCUUCAGCAGCAGGCCAAGAAGGAACGCAAGUUCCCAAAGACCUUUCUGCCCCGGCCCAUAAAGAGCUUCAGCCUGCGAAGCCUCGGCCUCAAGAAGGGCUCCAAAGCAGGACAAACCUCCUGCAUACCGGUCAGCCGAAGCUGUGAGGAGUUGGACGGCCCCCAGGAGAACCCUGAGUCUUGGAAGCGCUCGCAUUCUCUAGGGGAUAUACACUGGGAGCAGGCCUUCGAUCAAAGGAAGGACCAGUGUGGCAGUGAGGAUGGAGGAAGACCGGAGAGCAACAAAAAGGAAGUGAAGACAGAUCCUGUACAAUCAAAACAGGAUCAGAGUUGUGUUGGAAGAGAGACGGGCUCUCUGCAGAGGCCUCUCGUUCCCACACAGCUUCCUCUCAGCCUGGUCAGUCAAUCGCCUGCCGCUCAGAUUUCAAACCGCCAGCCUGUCUCUGCCCCGACUAGCCCAGCACCACGGACUCACCCUAAAAAGCCGCCUGUCCCACCUCCUGUGCCUGCUAAAAAGUCCAAAGAACGUAUGCCGAAUGGUCUGCGCCACCCUCCACUGGUGCUGUCUGGUUCGGUGCCAAAUACCCCAACUCUACCCCCAAAACCUAUAUAUACUCCAACCACUCCCUCCGAGAGUUCUCCAUCAACUCCAGUAUCACCAGGUGAAUCUCCCGUAGCUCUGAGUCCACCCUGGCUGUCUGACCUGCCUGAAUCAGCAUGUCCUCAGAUCCACGGUGCUAAAGUCGCCCUCAGCAGGAAGAUCUCCCAUGCCAAAAUGCUUGACAUCGAGACUCUGCUGGAGGACAGGAUGCGCUCGGAAGGGAUUGAUCUCACCGAAGAGCCAUACUCCGAUAAACACGGCCGAUGUGGUAUUCCUCAACUCUUAGUACAGAGGUACUCAGAGGACUUCCAGCAGCCAGUGAAGGAAGUGGCGUCCAGUCUGGAUCAGAUCAGAGUUAAACAACUCCGCAAGGAGCACCGCAUGGCUAUUCCCUCGGGAGGUUUGACCGACAUGUGUCGGAAGCCGGUGUCUCCUGUUCAUGUGAGUUCUGUGUCCGAUUGGCUGGUGUCGAUCGGAAUGCCCAUGUAUUCUGCUCCUCUAUUGGCUGCAGGCUUUGACACGCUGGGUCGCGUUUCGUCCUUAAACGAGGCAAGAGCGAGAGAAGCUGGCCUGAAGGAGGACCAUCACAUACGUAUUCUUCUCAGCGAAGCCCAACUAGUCACAGCCAGCAGCUCAGGACAGUCAUAAUAGUAAUAUGAGCUAUUAUGAACUAGAAUAAAUGGAUCAAACUCUUCUGCCAGGUGAAGGGACAGACCUGGACAACAGCUGCCGAAUUUUUCCCCAACAUUUUUGUCUUAUAAUCUCAAGCCUUUUUGGCAUUUACAGAAAUGACAGAUCUGGCUUCCAAGGACUGUUAUUGUGGGCCUAUCAACAGAUAGUUGUUUUGGCCUGAAAGGACCGCCUGUCGAAAGAAAGCACACUUUUUUCUGAAAAUUUAUGCUUUUGUAUGAAUUUAAAGACUGUUCUGAAACAUUUCUCGCUUUUUCAGGAAGCGUGAGAUUUAUUUAGAAAAAAUACCGUAAAGGAAAAAAAGGUUUCGUGCUUAUUGAAGCACAUCAAUAUCAAGAGUAUGUCACCUGGCCAAAGCAAUGUCAUUUCAUGCAGGUUUUGUUAAUAUAAUACUACUUUAUCUUUCAAAGCAUACAGUAUGUAUAUGAGGUGAAUCAAGUAAAAGGGUGUUUCUCAAAUUCCCAAAAGCAUGAUGUUGCCAUAUGGGGAUAUUCAGAGCAAUGCACAUUUUGAUUUUAGGCCAAUAGUUGGUCACGGUUUUAGCAAGUAUGUACUAUGUUUGUACAAACCGUUUCAUUUGUUUCUUUCUUCAUGGCUAGCAUCACUCCUUAUAUUAAGCAUAAUAUAAUACUUUAUACAACACAUUUAAUCUUCCCUGUCAAUAUUCAACACUUACUCGGCUGUCGCGGCAUAUCAGAGUUUAUUACUGUAUCAAUAUGUUGCCUGUUAUCUUGAAAAUUAUACUCAUGCAUAUUGUUUACCUCUCAUUAUACUCAUCUCUGAUGCGACUGAUGCAUCACACAGCUGUAAUAUUCUUGCUGGAGUGAAAUGUGUACAGGUGUUUAUUUUUUGUUUUAUUUAAUUUUUUUUUAUGCCCCAGAUUGCCUUGCACUUUGACUGGGGUGUUGAACACACUUUGAAUCAGAAAAAGCCUCAAGCUCUUGAAAGCACACAGUCUUAGCCUUAAAAUACAAAUCAAAACUGAAAAUGAACAACUUCAAGGAGCGUUCUGACACUAGUGACCUACACAGACUGGGGCUUCAGCCACGAUUUAAAAAUUGGGAAGAAAGAUCCAUGAAGCAUCAUUUAUUUAUAGAUUUGUCAAGUGAAAUUCAGUCACAUUUCAUCACUGGGUCUGAUUUACAAUUAUUUUUUUGUAUUAUUUUUUUGUCAUCCAGAACACAAUGCAAAUGACGUGUGUGUUUCAGGGAGAAUAAGGUGUGUUAUGUGGUAAUUGUGGAUGGACACAACUUUUCUUACUUACAUCUGGCGUUGGGGAAAGAACAGAACAGCAUCUGGCAGGCUCCCUUCUAAAUGAAAGCUGAGCGUGAAGUACGAGGUUAGCUGACGUCAUUACAGCUCACAAAUUUAAAGCAUUGCAUUGCUCCAAAUUAAGCACAAUGAAGAGUUUCACCCACAAUCACUCUCAAGCUGUUUCUAAUUGAGCGGCUGAGGUGAGAAUUCAGCUCGUUUCAGUACAUUCAGAUGCUUUUAAAGGUCUUUCAGUUUUCUAGUUAAAGAAAGACACCAGUCAUGCUUCCCCAAGGCCUUGUAGUUUUAGGAAAUGGUGUCUUUUUGAACACUCACUUUAGAAUUGUAUUUCUCCCUCAUGCCAUUUACUCUUGUAUGUAACGCAGCACAAUUUAUAGACCAUAACGCUCAAGAUUUUAAUGAACGCUUUAAAUAGCAGUAGAGAAUCGAUAGAUUUCUUUAUAUCAGAAUGGUUGCCUUCAGAUUGCUAUCAGAAGAGUGCUUUGAUAACAAUGAGGCUUUUUAUGUAUUUAAAAUCAAAAAUAUAUUUCAUGAAAUGUUACUGUAAAAAAUGCACUUUAUUAAAGAUUGAAAAUUGUUUUUUAAUUCCAUUGUGGAGAAAAUGAGAUUACAAAGAUGGGUGAGAUCGACACAUUUACAGUUUUUUAAUAUGUUUGUUUUCAGGUCAAAUGUUGAUGGUUGAGUUGAGCUGUUUAAAUAUCAAAUCUGUUAAAAAAAUAUAAUCACUUGUUAAUUAAUUACAGAACUAACCAUGACCAGAACUUAAAUGAUAUAAAACUGGGUCUUAAUUACAUAUAUGAAAUGAUUAACUGAGGUUGCACAUUCUGUAUAUGUAAUUGAUAUUUAAAUAACUUAUUUUUGCUUUUACAUUAAAUGUAAUUAUUAGCUGUAUUAUACAUCAUAGAGCAAUACUCUUUCACCUAUAGUUAGCAAGUGACAUGCUCCAGUGACCAUUGUAAAAUACAUGUAUAAAGAUGAUUUUAUCUGGUUUCAGUUCGCUAAUGAUUGUCCAUAAAGGUUUUGCUUGUGUAUUUACAAACAAAAAUGUCUUAAAAUAUUUGUCCCUUUGAGGUGUAAUAAAAAAAAGAAUAUCCUAAA